AUGUUAGAGACGUCAAUGAGACACCUCCUCCGUUAUGGACAUAAUCAAUCGUUCGUCUCAUGUUCCUCUGCUCUUUGCUAAUUGCCUCUCUGCUGUUGAUAACCUACAUUUAAAGCAGCUCUAUGUAAUCCUCUAAUUUCUUUAAGUCUGAUCGUAAAUAUUGAAGAAGCACGUAAGUACGUUCAUAAUGUAAAGCAUUGUAGAAAUAGGAAACAAUCCUAAAAUAAAAUAAUGUGAUUCUCAUCUGCUACUACUGACUGAGUAGAAUGCGACGAUACGAUAUAGUAGUACAGUCAGUGGGUGGAUGUGUUUUUUUGUCUCAUCCAACCUCCUCUCACAUUUUGUGCCUAUCUUUUCAGUUUAACUCUUUCGAGAGAAAUCUGCACUGGUUCUGGCUCGGGGGUUGUUAUAUGACCAGCAAAAGAGACAUAGUCAGAGUCUGAUUGAAUGACCAAUUCCUUCAUAUCCUUCGUUCGCUGUUGCCUUCCUCCUCAACUCGUCGUCGUCGUCGUAUUCGAUUGAACCCAAUAAUGAGCUCGGAACAAACAGAUUGGGCAGAUGUCCUUUGGAAACUUUGAAGAAAUUAAUGCCGAGCUGGAAAUAUUGAGAGAAAGAAAGGAGAAAAAUGUUCACGAUCAUCUCAUCUCGUCGGAGUGUGGUGAGACAUAGUGGCGGAUAUAUGGAGCAUAGGCGUGCGGCGUAUAUAGCGGCGGUGGUGGCGGUUAGCUCGGGGGUUUGGAGAGGGAAAGCAGGAGCCGUUCCCUCCACAGCAGUGUGUGGCCCACAGUGUGGAAACAAAUUGACUGGUUGUGAAAAUCCUCAAGCAACAAAUUUCGAUUCUGGUGGAAUUUUGGCGAAAAGGUGGACCCCUUGCUGAAUCCGUCACUGGAUGCAGACCUUUCAAGCGUCAUGUCUGACGGAGGGCAGCAACAACAGCGGGUCCUUGAUUUAAUUGACGAUCCAAAUGCAUUGGAGUCAUUUUUGGGAGGACUCACAUCAGACAGCGAGUUACUUCCAUCCGCAGAAUCCGUGGACAAUGUCGUUGCAUCCUUGGCCCGAUCUCUGGAAGCAGACUAUGAGGUUGACUCGCCAAACGAAACCUUAUUUGACACUCUUGAAGCAUCCUCCAAUAACUUGACUGACAUAUCGCAGUCGUAUGUACCCUCUGACUUUGAAAAUGCUAUUGCAAAUGCUACUGGAGGAGGAGGGGGUCAACAAGGAUUUAACAAUUCGAUGGGAUCUCUGUCCAAUGGCGAAGUCAAUAAUCAUGUCCUUCAGCAACAACAACAACAACAAACAUUACAAAAUUCAUUGUCUAGCAUUGUUACUUCUGGAGUUGACCAAUUUCUUAUGUCAUCUUCGCAAACGAAUAGUAUCGCAUCUUCAAGUUUACAACAAUUAACUUCUAACUGUGAUUCUUCGUCAUCUGCUUCUCAAUUCCUUCAACAACAUCAGAUUCAGAUGAAUCAAACUCAAGUAAUUCUGGAUAGUAAUAAUGUCACGUCGUCGUAUUCAUUUAGUCAAGAACUUUUGCAGAAGCAGCAGACUAUCGUCAAUCAGCAAACUCAACAGAUACCUAGUCUUUCGUCGACGACCUCAUUAAAUCACCAACAAACUGAUUCCUCUUCUCUGAAUCAGUCGAUCUCUGUUUCGAUGCCAUGUAAUCAAAAUAAUAAUACUGGGCAGUUGACUACUCAUAAUAAUGCAUUUCAACAACAGCAACAAGCUGAGGUGCCCCAACAACAACAUGGUCAAAUACAGAUUAUUAAUCAACAUCUUCAACAAGUACCCAAUAACUCGACUUCAAAUCCUGCUGGUACAAACAAUUCCUCCUCGGCGACUAACAAUGAUGGCAGUAACAAUAAUAAUGUUAAUAAUAUACCCAUCAACAAUAGCGCUAGUAUUUCUGUUAGCAAUUCGUCUAUUUUACGAGCACAACCCCAUUAUAUCCAGAGUACUACCCACCCACAGCAGCAAACAACCCUAAAUCAGUUAGUCUCUGCAGGGCAGACGGUCAGUCUAGCGGGUGCUCAUCAGUUACUGGCCACCUCAACGGGGAAUAUAAUGACAACGGGCCAGGCUCAAACCAACAUAAUUCAACAGAUUCAAACUGGAGGAGGUCAAAGUUAUAUCACAAUGGAUCAGCCUACAACUGCGCUAAUUGCGGGACCAGGGACCUUCGGCGGAGCCAAUUUAGCAUUAUUAGCUACGGGGGGUGCUCCAACUUAUGCAGUAGUAAAUACCGGAACCCAAUUUCUAUCAAAUACAAUAAUGGCACAGCCCCAAGCCUUUCAAACAUGUUUAACAAAGGGCCCGAAUGGAACGUACUAUCAGACGACUGCAGGUGGAGCAGCCCAGUUGGUUGCAACAUCGAACGUUGGUCAGAUUCAAAACGUGAAUGUAAGUAUGGCAAGUAGUCCAAUCGCCAGCAAACCCAAGCAACCUCCACAGUUGUUGCCGAAACCUCAGUCCAGCUCAAGUCCUGCAAAUGUUACGACAAACGAGGUCGAUGGUAAUAAUAUGUCGGCGCCAUCCACAACUGUUCCUAAUGGCGCACAUAACACAGUUUCCGUCAAUACAUCCGAUGGCGUAACUCAGAUUUUUCAGCAACAACAAGGUCAAGUGGUGGUUACAUCUGUAGGCAAUACAAUGAUUCCUCAACAAUCUUUCACAAUCGGUGGUGCAGGACUUCAACAGAUGGUUAUGUCUCAGAAUGCAAACCAGCAAACACAACUAACUGGAACAAUCGUUGUUAAUCAAUAUGGCCAACCAAUGUUGGUGCCAUCAGGGGGACAGCAGGGAAUUCAAUUUAUUGUGCGACCUCAGCAACAAGUUUUGACCCUUCAACCUGGGACAACUACCAUUGGUGCCCAAGCCAAUAAUGGGAAACCAAUUGUGCGAUAUGUGUCGCAAAUGCCUCAAGUAGCACAGACCCAAGGAUAUGGUCUCCAGCAAAUCCAAACGCCCAAUGGUCCCGCUUGGGUUGCUGUCCGAUAUCCGCCUGCAACAACUUUGACAACGUCUUCGGGACAAUUUAGUCAGAUGCAAACCGACUCAAAUAUUAUAACUUCUCAAACAGCUCAAAUUUCUUCGCCUCCACAGCAGCAGCAGCAACACAUUGGUCAAGUACAAAUUCAAACAACACAACCGCAGCAGCUAGCGUCAACUCCGAUAAUAACAACAACAGCAACAACUCCAAAUUCUCAAACACAACAGCCAGUAGUAUCCCAGCCACAAAAACCACCCACAACUAACAAGUUGCAAAAAUCUAAUAUCCAACAGAAUAUAAUUGCAACCCCUGACUCAUCCUCCGAGCCGUCCCCACCCAAGAAACCCAAGUCUAAACCAAAAGCAAGCAAAAAGAAGGUCACGUUGGACUUGGAGCAGCUAUUAAAACAAUCUGGAAUAAUGGACGAGGACCUGCAAGACGACAGCUCAUUCGACUUUAGUUUCUCCAGUCAAGAUGCCACUCAAAAUGGAUUUGACAUUGACUUUUUGCAAACACCUUCAGAAGUUAAGACGCUAAAUUCUUUACAAGAUCCAGGUGUCAAUUCAUCAGGGAAGACAAAAGGUGGUGGAAAGAAGAGGCCAAGUACAUCAGGUGGUUCCACUGGUGGGAGUAGUAAUAAGAAGAAGAAAAGUCCCCAAAAACAGAAACCUCCAACACCACCUCCUCCGCCCCCGCCCACACCUCCAACUCCUAGAUCACGGCCCAAGAAAAAAGGGGGAGGGGGCAACCAGAAGGCUGAUUCCAAGACUGAGAAUUCAAAAAACGAACCUGUCAAGAAAGUUUCCAGUCUUGAUGACAUCAUGUCGUCAAUUGAUGCUGUAGCAAAUGCAGCAUGCUCUCCGUCCCCACCCUCUAGCCCAGCGUCAUCACUUCCUCUAAGCAGUCCUGCACGCGUUCUUACUCCUGCGACUCCUGCUCCAAUGACACCAACUUCACCUGCCAUUCCUUCCAGUAUUAAGCAACCUUCCACGCCCAUACAACAGGUUCAAGUGAUGGCUCCAGUCACACCGACAUCUUCAUCGCUUGUAUCUAUAGCCUCUAACGGAAUCAACAAUAAUCCGAACCCGGUAGCCUCCCUUGUAUCAUCAAACGCAGCAACAAGAACAACAACCAGAAUAGUACAAACAAUUCAGUUAACCCCACAAAAUCAACACUUAUUGAGGAAUAUCCAGGCCCAAAUUUCUAGACUACUUUCCCUUCCUAAACGAAACGAAACUGAGCAAACGGCUCUUCAGAAACUGAUUGUCCUACAACAACAAGUUAUUUCAACCGGAAUUCCUGUUCCAAACCCCAGUCACUUGAGUAAUCUGGCUCAAUCUACGAUUUCUAAUGUUCCUGCGUCAACAUUAUCUACAACUCCAUCAACGACAUCGACUUUGGGAGUUACCUCUUCGUCUACCUCUACUAUCGAGUCCGUUGCUUCUACAACCACUGCGCCAACGUCCACAGCUACAAUUUCUUCCCCCACUAGUAAUAUUAAUACGAAUAAUAACAAUUCAAAUUCUCCAGUAACUUUGUCUGCCACCAAUUCGAAUGUAAAAAUUCUCAAAAAAGUUACCAUUCCUACUUCAAUUGACGAGCCCAGCAAUGAUCUUAGUGGAAGUUUUAUUGAAACAAUGGCUAAAGUAGGUACAGUUAAUAAUGAGAGUUCUAAUGCAAACGUUGGAGUUAUGGAAGAAAACAAGGAAAAUGCAACUACCAGUGCUUCAAACAUGGUUGUAUCAUCAAGCACAUUUGCUUCCGGUACAAGUACAACUAAUGCACUGGGGCAGCACCACGUACAAUCCUUUCCGACUACAUUUAAAAGCCCCGUCGAUGAAAAAAAGGCUGAUGACCAGCGCGUUGUUAACUUGAAAGUAGAAGAGGAAAAACGAUCCAGAUGGAAAAAAGAAGAGUUUGAAAUGUUGUUGAAACGAGAUCAACAAUGCGUGACUCAACCAGAUUAUGAAAUCCCCUUCACUGAUAAAAGAGACGCGGUGGAACGAUUAAUGAAAUAUCACAUUCUUCGUGAUCGUAAUGAUAUGAAUUUUGAAGAAUUUGACAAUGAGUUUUGCGAUAAAGCAUCGGUCCUUCUUGAUAAAUUUCAUGGAAUGGUUUCGAAAUAUCGAUCAUUAUUGCUGAAAGAAUCGAUGAAAGAGGUUGGUUGCGCAGAGAGGGUUAUGUUAGAAAGAAUGUUUGUGACGGAAGAGAAGAUGAAGAUGGAACAGGAUAGGUUGUUUAUAAGUCAAGGCGAAGUACUCGACCUUCCACCACCUCCAGCAGGUUGGGUUCCUAAAAUCCAGGAAAUGGUCGACAAAGAAAUGAAGGAAAUGGAGCAGGACUCCUAUGUUAAUAUGCAAGUUCAAUCUGCUAUAGAUUCCAUUAUUGGCUUUGGAAAUAUUGACUCGACGAAUGCAAUUAACGACGAUGAAAAUAAGAUUGAAUACGAUGCCUUUGGAGUGCCAAUUAAUAAUAACGGGGGUUUGAAUACGUUUGGACUGAACACGUCUUCUGCCGACAUAGAUGAAGCUGUGAGAAGUAUAAUGAUGUGAAACUACCACCACAUACACUUUGUGACAAACAAAACAAAACUCUAUACAAGUUAAAUCAUUUUAAUAUUAGGUCAUGUCGUUGGACGUACGUAUGUAUACUGCCGUUUUUUGCAUUUAUUCUAUUAUUUGAAACAUACACCUAUGGUCAAACUAAUAGUGUGGCGAAAAGAGUAGCCACGUUGGGAGUAUUUAAACACACAAGAAUACUCUGAUAAUAAGGAAUCAAUUGUGGCAUAAACUUUCUCAUUUUGUACUAUUAUUAAUACGAAUUAUGUAUUCAUGCAUUUUACCCUACCUGAUAUCCGUAAAUGGACUCUGUGUGAAACCUACAUAUAUGUAUUAAUAGUCGUAUUUUCUAAUUACAUGACAUGCAUGAUGAGGGAACUCAGGGUGUAAAGUUAUCAAUAUUAUGUUUGGAACACCUGUGUUUGUAUCUGGGCUUGGUUAAUACAUACGGAGAAAGUGGCUGGAGACUUAGUAGCUUGUGAUAUAUAGGUUAACAUUUUCUUGUAGUUAAGAAAAUCAUGUCGUCUCAACUAAACAUUACGUAAAUUAAGACUUGUGUACUUGAUUACCAGUGCUGUAACGGUUGCUGAAAUUCAACCGAUAAUAUUAUGACACGAUAUAAGCCCGUACUUUUAAUAUGUCGAAAAAUAUUUUAAUAAAUGAUUACAAACAAGA
This is a messenger RNA of Folsomia candida, 6222 nucleotides long. Its product is annotated as flocculation protein FLO11. The record is from RefSeq and is a predicted model, not a curated record. Gene Ontology annotation, biological process: positive regulation of DNA-templated transcription. Lineage: Eukaryota; Metazoa; Arthropoda; Collembola; Entomobryomorpha; Isotomidae. The transcript is spliced from 14 exons. Bases 910 to 5541 code for a protein of 1543 amino acids. Gene Ontology annotation, cellular component: SWI/SNF complex.